Molecule: messenger RNA, 3630 nt
Organism: Hypanus sabinus (Atlantic stingray)
Lineage: Eukaryota; Metazoa; Chordata; Chondrichthyes; Myliobatiformes; Dasyatidae
Product: transcription factor-like 5 protein
Exons: 6
Coding region: 552-2153 (533 amino acids)
Biological process (GO): spermatogenesis; regulation of DNA-templated transcription
Cellular component (GO): nucleus
Molecular function (GO): RNA polymerase II cis-regulatory region sequence-specific DNA binding; protein dimerization activity; DNA-binding transcription factor activity, RNA polymerase II-specific
Source: RefSeq, a predicted model, not a curated record
GUGGGGAGGGGAGGGGAAGGGCAAAGGACGCCUCUCUUUCUCAGUUGUCGACAUUUGGCCCCCUGUGCUUGUGUGGCGGGCGGCGUUUCUGUGCGGUAGUGGUGGAUCAUGAAGCUCCGGGCGUGAGCUGCGCCCCGGGUGUGGACCGGCCGUCUCGUGGCUCCUUUGUUUUUUUUUCCCUCUCUCUGAAGAGAUCAGAUUUCAUAACAAAAAGAAUCGAAAGUGCCAGGAGGUUUGGGCAGGGAGAGAGUGUUGUUUGCCAGUACACGGAGAUCGUGUUGUCUUCAUCAUAGCUUCCGAAGGAGAGAAACCUUCCUAGGCUUUUGUAUUUAAAGGUUGUGUCACUGAGUAUAAGUUUAAACCUCAAGGAAAGAGGAUAACAUGUGAGUUUUAAAGCGUUCGCCCCCCUCCCCUGUGUCUAGUGUUGGUCUUGAGGUGCCAGGUGACUUAGAUGGGAAAGGUGGUACAGUCAAAGUGUCCCCUGCUUUGGUUUUUGUCAUUCUAAAUAAUUGUAGAAGUGAGCAAGUUUAUUUCUUUUUUCUUAUAACCGGAUGAUGCUUUCUUCUGAGGCCACACCAGAGGCGCUCCAUUCCCCAUCUCAUGGUUCCAGGUCCUCGGAGCCACCCCCAACCACUUGUAGCUCUGAAUGCCCCUUUACAGAGUCGGGAUUGAACUUCAACUCUGAUCUUGGCCUUGUGGACCUGAGCGAGGUUGAAUACACCCAACUACAGCACAUGCUAUAUUCACACAUGGAGUCCCAGUCAGGGGAAGGUGAGCUGGAGAGUCGGCUGAAUCCUACUUUAUAUCAGUCCUCCAACCCCACCAACCAGGUUGCAUGUUCAACAGCCAACUCGGUUAACCAGGUUCCUUACUCCACAACCAACUCUGCCAAUCAGAAUGUGUACCCCACCACUGGUACUACGAACACCAGCUCAGAUUCUCACUAUGUGGGUAACAACCAAUAUUUAGGGCACAUUGAUUUCCAAGAGUUAAAAAUGAUGCUUUUGAAUGAUCCUCCACUACCUAUUAACAUGACUAAUAAUUUGCAACAUAUGGAGAAAUUCUCCCAAAAUUCUUCUACAGAAACCACCCGACCUAAUGGACUAAUGCUGAAAAAUAGAGACACAAUGGGUAAUUCAGACAAGAAGAUUUCUGGGGACAGUUCAGUAGCAGGACAAGAAUCGAGAUCUAAAACUGGACUCAGAGUUCGUCUUGAAGAUAGAUUUAAUGCAGUCCAAAAUGAAAACACAGAACGGCAGGAGCUGCAGGAUUCUGGAAUUACUUUUAACAAUUUGGUUGCUUUGAUCCGGCAUCCUUCAGAGUUGAUGGGGAUACCUCUCCACCCACAGCAAAACAAAUGUACUACUUUCGUCAAAAGCAAGACUGGGACUUCUGCUCUGCAAUUUGCAUACCCUUUAUACACACCAAGUACGUGUACGCCAACUGGCAGUACUAGCUGUAGUCAAACUCAGGGCACAGGAAACCAAGCCAAUGUGCUAGACUCUGCCACCCCACAGGAGCUUACCCUGCCAAGAGCAUUUUCUUUAUGUUUACAGCAGGAACUCCAAUCAGCUCGGCAGGCACUGAGUAACUGCAACAGAAACAAGUCUUUACCUGAUCAAGUUUGGAUUAAAGUGGAAGAUGAAACUCUUUGUAAACAGGUAGUGAAUAAACGCUGUCGUAGUCGCACACGGCAAGUCAAUAUAGAAACAGAGCACAAAGUUCUAAGUGACCUGACUAACGUGACAGAGAAUCAAAAUAUAAACAUUGCCCCAGGUGGACAGUGGCAAACUACACAUCCAGUCACAUCUGGCUCAGCCCAUGGGAACCAACAGGAACUGAACUGCCAGCGUAGAGAGAGACACAACAGAAUGGAGAGAGAUCGCAGGCGCAGGAUCCGUAUAUGUUGCGAUGAGCUGAAUUAUCUUGUUCCCUUCUGCAAUUCUGAAACUGAUAAAGCUACAACAUUACAAUGGACUACUGCGUUUGUCAAGUAUAUUCAAGAAAAACAUGGUGAUACAGUGAAAAAGGAAUUUGAGAGUGUUUUCUGUGGGAAAACUGGCAGGCGACUGAAACAACCACGAGUAGAAGCACCAGUCGAUCACACUGGAGUUACCAGUGUACACAAUCAUGGUGUGCAGGAAGGUAAAUGAACUCCAGUAUGAGUGAACUUACAGCUCCAAGAGAGGUGCAAAGUUAGAUCUAUUUUCCUGAUUCACUAUACCAACAGUAAGGAUCAGGAAGUGGAAAAGAAUAUCCAAACACAGUAAUAAACCAAUUGUCAUCCCUGCUUAGGCGGUAUUACCACCAGCAAUGUUCAGAACUCUAAACUUUCACUGUUAAAUCAAAGAUGGUGGUAGGAACUUUGAGUCCACCAUGAUUCGUACCAUAUAACUGUAUUUACUAAAUCCCCAGAAGUCCAGGUUUUUACUUAUUCGUCAAUCAUCUGUAAUUUGUAUUUUAUUUCUCAUUCAACUUCUUUGUUGAAGAGAAGGGACAUUCCAGUGAGCAGACUGACAGACAAAUGCCAUUCUUUGAAAGUUUUGUCCAGUCAUGGUGAGUAAUUUGUCAUCAGUGAUGCUUAAGCUGGAUGAGUUAAAGGCCCAAAUGCUCAUCUUGGCUAUCAGUCCUCCCAUAUAAGAUUUCUAAAAUAUUUUAAUGUGUGUUAUAAGUAAUAAGCAUUUUAAUAAAAUCACGGUAGAUUCAUACUUUCCCCAUCUGUCUUUGAUUUUAAAUUCAAUGGAGUUGGUGCAUUAGUAUUGACCAGUCACGGCACUGCUAUGGUGUCUGAACAUUGUAUGAAUUGAUUUUUAUUAGCCAGAAACUGUUGACAACAGCAACUUAAACACACUGGACAGUUCUACACCCAAAUGCUGCUAAUAAAAUGAAAAAGCAAUUAAAGAGACAGCAUACACUUAAUUAUAAAUGAUCAAACAUCCACAAUUACAAAAACUAGCCAAGCUAGAAGAAAGGGUGCAUAAAUGUACAACUUCUCACAUACUGCAAUGUCUUCUUUUUUAAUCCCAGUAUGAACAGCUUGGGAAAAGUCAAAUUCAUUUUCACAAGAUUGAAGCACUUUAAUAAAGCACGCUAAUAGUGUUGUUAAGCUUCGUAUCAUCCAGUGUGUUGCAAAAAGUGGUUGCUGUCUAUUUACUGGAAACUGCUAGUUAACUAUUAUAUAAGCUUUAACAUUUUUUGCAAUAUAUUUAAGGUGCAAAAUAUUUAUAAUCUUUAACAAUACAAAAUGAUUCUUCAUAAAAAGUUUUAUUAAUUAAAUAAUCUGUUAGGUUUUAUUUCAAUGACUUGUUAAUUGUUUAUGAUGCUAUUAACCUUUAAAAUAAAGGAUGACAAAUACUUGAUAAAUUAUUUCAUAAUUAGUAAACCAUAUAUUGAUCUAUAUCAUUUAAUUACAGUUAAUAUUUAUUUGAGUUAAACUGGAUAGCUUUUAGUUAAUAUGUUCAAAAUAAAUAUAAAUAGUAAUCCUUGAAAGGUUUUUUUGUCAACUUGAGCAGUAACAAUGCUGAUGGUAUUAAUGAAACAUGUUUCACUGUACAUUUCUGAUUUUAAAAAGAUCUAGCAAAAUAUUAUAACUAAUUAUUUGUACUUUAUCUUUGAGCUAAUAAAAGUAUA